AUGGAACUCACAGAGGAGGAGCCUGGCAUGCCCCAUGAAUCAGCAGAGGAUUUGUUUCAUUUCAAUGUUGGGGGCUGGCAUUUCUCAGUUCCCAGAAGCAAGCUUGCUCAAUUCCCAGACUCGUUGCUCUGGAGAGAGGCUUCCGCCUUGACCUCUUCAGAAACCCAGAGGCUAUUUAUUGACAGAGACGGCUCCACGUUUAGGCAUGUACACUAUUACCUCUACACUUCCAAGCUCUCCUUUUCCAGCUGUGCAGAGCUGAACCUACUCUAUGAGCAAGCCCUGGGUUUGCAGCUGAUGCCUUUGCUUCAGACCCUGGAUAACCUGAAGGAAGGGAAGCAUCACCUCCGUGUGCGGCCUGCAGACAUUCCUGUAGCUGAGAGAGCAUCUCUGAAUUACUGGAGAACAUGGAAGUGCAUCAGCAAGCCCUCUGAAUUUCCAAUAAAAAGCCCCGCCUUCACAGGUCUUCAUGAUAAGGCACCUUUGGGACUCAUGGACACACCGCUGUUAGACACAGAAGAGGAAGUGCACUACUGCUUCUUACCCCUCGACCUGGUGACCAAGUAUCCAAGCCUCGUGACUGAAGACAACCUGCUGUGGCUGGCUGAGACUGUGGCCCUGAUUGAGUGCGAAUGCAGCGAGUUCCGCUUCAUUGUGAAUUUUCUUCGCUCACACAAGAUUCUUCUACCAGAUAACUUCUCCAACAUAGAUGUGUUAGAAGCAGAAGUAGAGAUUCUGGAAAUCCCUGAACUUACAGAAGCUGUACGGCUUUACCGGAUGAAUAUGAGUAUGUUGGCCAGGAACCCUGGUACCCACAAUGUCCAAUUCAGGGGUGAUAAAAGAUCCCAGAGUUGUCGCUUUCUCCCCAACACAGGUGGCUGUUCCCGGACCUCCUGUCCUCCUCUGAGCCCUGGAAAGGGGAGUCGUACAGCCAGUCUGGAGUCUGUGAAGCCACUUUACAUGAUGGCACUGGGCCUGUUGGUCAAGUAUCCGGACUCUGCACUGGGACAGCUUCGCAUUGAGAGCACGCUGGAUGGAAGCAGGCUGUACAUCACAGGGAACGGGGUCCUCUUCCAGCAUGUCAAGAACUGGCUGGGCACUUGCCGGUUGCCCCUAACUGAGACCAUCUCUGAGGUAUAUGAGCUUUGUGCCUUCCUGGACAAGAGGGACAUCACCUAUGAGCCGAUGAAAGUGGCUCUGAAGACUCAUCUGGAGCCAAGGACAUUGCCACCCACGGAUGCACUCAAUGAGGAAUGGACAGCAGGAAUCACUAUAUAUUCACCCCAACAGAUCAUCAAGCUUUAUGUUGGAAGCCAUUGGUAUGCAACCACCCUGCAGACCCUGAUGAAGUAUCCAGAACUUCUAUCAAACACACAAAGAGUAUACUGGAUCACCUACGGACACACCUUGCUCAUCCACGGUGAUGGCCAAAUGUUCCGACACAUUCUCAACUUCCUGAGACUUGGAAAACUGUUUUUACCAUCAGAAUUUAAAGAAUGGCCUCUCUUCUGCCAGGAGGUGGAGGAGUAUCAUAUUCCAGCACUCUCAGAAGCCCUUGCCCAAUGUGAGGCAUUCAAGUCAUGGACUCAGGAAAAAGAAUCUGAAAAUGAAGAAGCUUUUCCCAUUAGGAAGCUGCAUGUGGUAACAGAAGGGACAGGACCAAUGGUGGAGUUUAGCAGAGAUGCCAAGGAAGCCACAGCUUGCAUGCCUGCGGACUUCCAAGAAUGCAGUGACAGGACUCCAUGGAGCAAGGCCAAAGGGAACCUGCCCAGGUCCAGCCAGAUGGAAGAGGCUGAACAGUAUACCCGGACUAUUCAGGUCUCACUGUGCAGAAAUGCCAAGAGGGGGGGCAAUCCCAGCACAUAUUCACAAUGUUCUGGCUUAUGUGCCAACCCAAGGCACUGGGGAGGUCACUCUGAGAGUCCUCCCAAGAAGAAGUGCACCACUAUAAACCUCACACAGAAAUCGGACGCCAAAGAGCCUCCUGUUACCCCCAUGCAAAAACUCAUCUCUUUGGUAAGGGAAUGGGACAUGGCCAACUGUAAACAGUGGGAAUUCCAGCCCCUGACAGCCUCCCGGAGCAGCUCUUUGGAGGAGGCUACCCUGCACGUCCCCUCAGGAAGUGAGGCUGCUUCCCAACCUUGUACCUCAGCUGCCUGGAAAGCUCAUUCUGUAUCCUCAGAGAAGGAUGCUGGUGCCCAGCCUGGGCCCGCAGCUGGAGUGAAAGACAAGGGUCCAGAGCCAACUUUUAAGCCAUACUUCCCCACAAAAAGAACUGUUACCCUAAAGGACUGGAGCAAACAGAGGCCUAAGGAGAGAGAAAACCCUGGCCCUGAGCAGCCGCUGCCUAAUGUUAAUGGGACAGACAACCCGGGGGUCAUCCUCAAAGUGACCCACCCCCCAGUGGUGGGUAGUGACGGCUCUUGCCUGUUCUUUGAAGACAGCAUCAUCUACACUACCCAGAUGGAUAACAUCAAGCACACACAACUCACAUCCAGCCCCCAGCCUCCAGAAGUGACCUUCCUGAGCUUCUCCCUGUCCUGGGAAGAGAUGUUUUACGCACAGAAGUGCCACCGCUUCCUGACUGACAUCAUCUUGGACUCCAUCAGGCAAAAGGACCCCAAGGCGACCACAGCCAAGGUGGUGUCCCUGGCCUACCGGCUGUGGACCCUGAACGUCAGCCCCAAGCAGUUUGUGGUGGAUUUGCUGGCCAUCGCUGGCUUCAAGGAUGACCGGCACACGCAGGAGCGUCUGUACAGCUGGGUAGAGCUCACACUGCCUUUCGCCAGAAAAUAUGGCCGCUGCGUGGACCUUCUCAUCCAGAGGGGCCUGUCUAGGUCGGUCUCUUACUCAGUCCUGGGCAAGUACUUACAAGAAGGAUAGAGUACCCAGAGAUGUGGGUCCCACAGACGACCUGCUCAAGGCUCAGGCAACGACAGAAAUCACUCUGUUCUUUAUUAUAAACAAAUAAAAGAGUAAAUCACAAGAUAACUGUCUAGACUCCUCUGAGACAGCACUGUCAAUGGCCAGUGGAACCAGUAGCCAACUCUAAUUGACAGCUGUUCAAAGAGCAUCAAGUCAAAAUAACCAAGCCGGCCAGAAAACAAGAGGCUGCAAAUGGGGAGCCAAGGAACUCAAGAAUGCGGGGCCUGUGGGGGCAUGCUAGCCCUGUAUUUGGUGAGAUCAGCAUUAAGUUCAAGGGUUGAGGAGAACCCACUGGUGUCCCUCAUGACUUCUCAGAGCUCCAUAGUACUCUA
Acomys russatus (golden spiny mouse) is the source of this 3257-nucleotide messenger RNA. It is a transcript of the gene Kctd19, whose product is annotated as potassium channel tetramerization domain containing 19. The coding region runs from base 1 to 2883 and encodes 960 amino acids. NCBI's taxonomy places the organism in Eukaryota, Metazoa, Chordata, Mammalia, Rodentia, Muridae. The transcript is spliced from 16 exons. The record is from RefSeq and is a predicted model, not a curated record. Gene Ontology annotation, biological process: protein homooligomerization.